AUGUAUGAUUCAUCUAAAAAUAUUUUAUCAAAAAAAAAUGAAAUAAAUAAAUCAUUUUGUCGAGAAAUAAUCUUUCAUGGAAAAGAAAUUUUAUCUUAUUGUACAACAUCAUCACUUCAUUUAAAUGAAAAAAAUAAUCAAACAUUAUCUUGUCUUUCAGUAAAAGAUAUUGUUUCAGUUUAUUUUCCAUGGUCAUCAAUUGAAAAAUUUAUUCAAAUAUGUGGAAAAAAACGAAUAACAAGAUUUAAACCAGAUAAAUCAACAGAUUAUGAUUCAUCACUUCGUCUAGUUAAUAUUCAAGAAUUAGAAAAUCAUUGGAGUUUUAUUAUUAAAGAACUUCUACCAAAUACACAAACAAAUAAUGAUUAUCAAAGUAAUCAAUUGGAAAAAGAUAAAUUAUUGGAUGAAAGUUCAUCAAUUGAUAUUCCAAAACUAAGUAAAUCUAAUGAAAUAUUCGUAUCAAAUGUAAAUGUUGAACAAGAAAAAGAAAGUAUUGAAUUGUCAUUAAAAGAAAAUGUUAUUGAUAAAUAUUUACCAAAUAAUAAUGAAAAUUUACAUCUAUUAAAUAUAACAGAAAAUGGUAAAACAAUAAAUGAUUGUUUAAAUACAAUUCAACAAGAUAUUUCAUUAGAAAAUCAACAAGAUUCAUCAAUAAUAAAUGAAGAUGAAGAAAAGAAUUUGUCAAAUAAAAAAAAAACUAAAAAGAAGACGUCGUCAAAUUCGAUUAACUUCAUAUAG
Messenger RNA from Adineta steineri, 738 nucleotides. The record is from the annotation of a GenBank genome assembly. Lineage: Eukaryota; Metazoa; Rotifera; Eurotatoria; Adinetida; Adinetidae.